AUGGAUUACUUUGCCUCCUAUGCGGAGGCCGAAGACGGCUCUUCUGAGGUGUGUGGGGGGUCUCCAGAGCAGCAGCAGCCGCAGCAGGAGCAUCAGGAGCAGCAGAAGCAGCAGCAGGAGCAGCAGGAGCAGCAGAAGCAGCAGCAGGAGCAGCAGCAGCAGCUGCAGCAUGAAAUAAAGCUGCUAGCCCCUUUAAAUAGCGCUCCUUCAACCAUUCAAGGAGCUGAGCUGUCUAUACAGCAGAAAAGGCGCUGUCUCCUCAGACCUGAAGACAGAGAACUUAUGCAUAACCCCAAAGUAGAUGUUGUAGAGGCACCCAUCGUUGGCCCCUUAACCCCUUUGCAAGAGCGUCAAGGGGGGCUUCGUUAUGUGUAUAGACAGCGUUUAUGCGGAGAUGUUGAAGAAGCACAUUUAUCUCGUGCUGCCUUUGAUCAGCAGUUUUAUAAAUUUGCUUCUGAAGGGUUUGCUGCCGAUCCUUCGGAUGGUGCUGCUGCUGCUGCUGCUGCUGCUGCUGUCGCAGCAGCAGAAGCAGGAUAUCCAAACCCACAACCUCUUGUUGAAGCCCCUAUUCGUGUAGCGGAGUUCAGUCCGCUGCCUUUGCCCCCCACCACCAGCAGCAGCAGCACCAGCAGCAGCACCAGCAGCAGCAGCAGCAGCAGCAGCAGCAGGCCUUUGAGCCGGAAGGAAAGAAGAGCUCAGAGACCCCACAGAAACACCGACGUAGAAAGCCCUGAUUAUCAGGGGCCCUGGGCGGUGUACGUACACCCCAAAGAUGCAGCAGCAGAAGCAGCAGCAGCAGCAGCAGCAGGAGGUGAAGCAGAAGGUGAUGGUGAGGUAGUGGUUGAGGAGGGCUCUGCAGGCGCAGCAGCAGCAGCAACAUCAGCAGAUGCUACAUCCCCAGGAGCAGCAGAAGCAGCAGAAGCAGCAGCAGCAGCAGCAGCAGCAGCAAAGCCUGAGGGUGAAGGGAAGCUAAAGAAGGAAGAGUCAUCUUCAUCUUCAUCAUCAGACUGUAUCUUUCACAUAUUGAAUAAGUACGAUUAUCAAGGCCGCUCUUGGCUGUGUGCCCCCUCUUCUUCUUCUUCUUCUUCUGCUGCUGCUGCUGCUUCUGCUUCUGCUUCUUCUUUUGGUGCUUCUUCAUCUUCAACGGAGUAUUUUUUACCGAAGAGAGAAGUCUGUUCUUUA
This is a messenger RNA of Eimeria acervulina, 1182 nucleotides long. Its product is annotated as pre-mRNA splicing factor, putative. NCBI's taxonomy places the organism in Eukaryota, Apicomplexa, Conoidasida, Eucoccidiorida, Eimeriidae. The transcript has 2 exons. The record is from RefSeq and is a predicted model, not a curated record. Gene Ontology annotation, biological process: mRNA splicing, via spliceosome. Gene Ontology annotation, cellular component: catalytic step 2 spliceosome. The annotation marks the transcript as partial. Gene Ontology annotation, molecular function: mRNA binding.